Molecule: messenger RNA, 2081 nt
Organism: Arabidopsis lyrata subsp. lyrata
Lineage: Eukaryota; Viridiplantae; Streptophyta; Magnoliopsida; Brassicales; Brassicaceae
Product: SRSF protein kinase 2
Exons: 4
Coding region: 315-1946 (543 amino acids)
Biological process (GO): protein phosphorylation; regulation of mRNA processing; spliceosomal complex assembly
Molecular function (GO): protein kinase activity; ATP binding
Source: RefSeq, a predicted model, not a curated record
AGACAGAGUCAACAAAAGCCCUAAUCUUUUCAUACCUGACUGACACAGACACUAACUAUCUUUCUGUGUCAUAAACUCAUUUCGUGUUCCAAUUUCAAAGUGUUUAUCUGUCUGUACUAAUGUAAUCCUCAAAUUAGGAAAUUUAUCAAUUAAUCUCUUUUUUUAUCUGGUCGUCUCUUAAAUCUCCAGCUUUCUCUUCUUCCCUCGAAUCUCGAAGUUCUAGGGUUUUAGGGGUUUUUCUCAAAUUGAAUUUUCCAGAUCUCAUCAUCUAAGUCAGUCCUCUAGGGGAUUUCUCAUCUGAGUCUUGUGGGGCGAUGGCGGAUGAGAAGAACGGUGGACGUCUGAGUGACGCUAGUGACUACUCGUCGGAGGACGAAGGAACAGAAGAUUACAGAAGAGGAGGUUACCAUGAGGUUCGAGUCGGUGAUACUUUUAAGAAUGGAUCUUAUGUCAUUCAGAGUAAGCUUGGUUGGGGACAUUUCUCCACUGUCUGGCUCGCUUGGGACUCUCUAAAAUCUCGAUACGUAGCUUUGAAAAUCCAGAAGAGUGCUCAGCACUACACUGAGGCGGCGAUGGAUGAGAUAAAGAUCUUGAAACAGAUAGCUGAAGGUGACGCCGAAGAUAAGAAGUGUGUUGUGAAGCUUCUUGAUCAUUUCAAGCACGCAGGUCCUAAUGGGCAACAUGUUUGUAUGGUCUUUGAGUAUUUGGGAGAUAACCUCUUGUCGGUUAUCAAGUACAGCGAUUACCGAGGGGUUCCUCUUCAUAUGGUUAAAGAGCUCUGUUUUCAUAUUUUGGUUGGAUUGGAUUAUCUUCAUCGCGAACUUUCGAUUAUUCAUACUGAUAUCAAGCCGGAGAACAUUCUGCUUUGUUCCACUAUUGACCCUGAAGCAGAUGCUCGGAAAUCGGGGAUUCCUCUUGUUCUUCCAACUGCUAAGGAGAAGGCUGUUCCUGAGAGACAGGCUGAAAAGGAGAAACCCAAGAGUUACACGUACAGUGCGGAUUUGACUAAGAAUCAGAAAAAGAAGAUUCGGAAGAAAGCUAAGAAAGUGGAAGGUCAAGGAUGUGGUGGAGAGGAAGGUUCAGAGGAUAAUGAGAGAGAUUCUAACUCUGAAACAAGACCAAACGGAAAUGCAACUGUGGAGUGGUCGGAAGAGAGUUCUGAAAGAGUAAAAGAUGCAGAGAAUGUUAGUCAAAAGAGCCGGGGCAAUAGGAGAGGAAGUCGAUCCACGCGGCAAAAGUUUCUUGCGGAUGUUGAUCGGAAAUGCAAGUUGGUGGAUUUUGGGAAUGCGUGUUGGACUUAUAAACAGUUUACGAGUGAUAUUCAGACAAGACAGUACCGGUGCCCUGAGGUUGUUCUUGGCUCAAAAUACUCAACCUCAGCGGAUAUGUGGUCAUUUGCUUGUAUUUGUUUUGAGCUUGCCACCGGAGAUGUUCUAUUCGAUCCUCACAGUGGUGAAAACUUUGAGCGGGAUGAGGAUCACUUGGCAUUGAUGAUGGAGCUUCUCGGGAUGAUGCCACGAAAGAUUGCAUUAGGUGGACGCCAUUCGCGGGAUUUCUUCAACCGACAGGGUGAACUGAGGCACAUCAGGCGGUUACGGUUUUGGCCACUUAGCAAGGUCUUAACAGAUAAAUAUGACUUCAGUGAGGAAGACGCAAUUGCUAUGCAAGAUUUCAUCAUUCCCAUUCUUGAAUUUGUACCUGAGAAGAGACCGACGGCUGCUCAAUGCCUAAUGCACCCAUGGAUGAAUCCGGUCCCAAAAUCACUGAAACCGUCACCGAGUCCACAAAAUCCCAAAGAUGAAGAAGUAUCACAUGAGAAUAAAACGAAGGAAAAUGAUGAGAGGGAAGCCAUGGAGGUUGGUGUUGGGAAUAUCGCCAUUGAUGGCUCAGAACCAAAGACCUCAGCAAGAGAAGGUCGUCAAUCUGCUCGUGAUCUUCGCACUUAAAGAAACAAAAAAAAUUCCUGGAAAAAAGUUUUGUAUUUUUUCUCUGAAUCUCAAAGAUUUAGAUACUGUAUUGUUUUUUUCUCCCUUCACUCUUGCACACUAAAAGAUAUGAAAUUUUGCUUUCGACCCAGCUUA